AGUGCGGGGGGGGGGCCCGGCGGCGGAAAGCGAAGACCCCCGCCCACCUGCCCGGCGUUGCCAUGGAGCCGCCUUUGCGCUUCGCCGGGCCUAGCCGCCUGGCCCGGGUUUCCCGCUGCGUCUCCUUCAGCGCCUGCCACCGGCUGCACAGUAACUUGCUGAGUGAUGAAGAAAACAAGAAACUUUUUGGGAAAUGCAAUAACCCCAAUGGACAUGGGCACAACUACAAAGUGGAAGUAACUGUACACGGAGAGAUUGAUCCUACUACUGGGAUGGUGAUCAACCUCACAGAUCUGAAAGACUACAUGGAGGAAGCUAUCAUGGAGCCUCUUGAUCACAAGAAUCUGGAUAAAGAUGUUCCCUACUUUGCUGAAGUCGUAAGCACUACAGAGAAUGUUGCCGUGUACAUCUGGGAAAACCUCCAGAAGCACCUUCCUAAGGGGACACUUUAUAAAGUCAAAGUGUAUGAAACAGACAAGAACAUUGUUGUUUACAAGGGAGAGGGGACCGUUCUGGAGAAAUGAAGAUGCCUUUGUCUUGAUGCCUUUGAUCUAGUGCUGGUGAAAGAACCCAAUCAACCGGAGGAUUAAUGAGCUUUAUCUGCUAAGUGUAGCCAUGAGAAAUCUAGAAUGUAUCUUAUUUGUUAAAGAUAUGCUAUAACAGAAAGACAGCAAGGCUUUUGUGAAGGAAGUGAAUCUUUUGUGCAGUUCUGUGCUGUUGGAAUUUGUUGCUGUCUUGAUGUGUCAAAAUGUCCUCUAUUUUUCUAGAUAGCAAGGAAGAUGUAGCUUCUCUGCCCUUUUGUAUCUGUUUCCGUUUACAUGGCACAAGAGAAGAGUCACACCAAUUCAAAAUCCUGAGUACUUACAGUCAUACCUCAUGUUA
Messenger RNA from Podarcis muralis (Common wall lizard), 882 nucleotides. RefSeq names its product 6-pyruvoyl tetrahydrobiopterin synthase-like. Lineage: Eukaryota; Metazoa; Chordata; Lepidosauria; Squamata; Lacertidae. Gene Ontology annotation, biological process: tetrahydrobiopterin biosynthetic process. The record is from RefSeq and is a predicted model, not a curated record. Gene Ontology annotation, cellular component: mitochondrion. Gene Ontology annotation, molecular function: 6-pyruvoyltetrahydropterin synthase activity.